This is a messenger RNA of Mycotypha africana, 822 nucleotides long. RefSeq lists its product as uncharacterized. The coding region runs from base 268 to 681 and encodes 137 amino acids. The transcript is spliced from 2 exons. Lineage: Eukaryota; Fungi; Mucoromycota; Mucoromycetes; Mucorales; Mycotyphaceae. The record is from RefSeq and is a predicted model, not a curated record.
UGAUAGCAUUAGUACUAACUCUAAGAUAGCCAAGAAGUAAAUAUAUGGCUGAUGUAUACGUAAUUUGCUUCGAUUGCUAACGCAUAAUAUUGAGACUGAGUGAGUCAGCGAGACCGAACAAUAGUUUUUGGAUAAUUUUUAUUUUGGUUUAGAAAUUGAAUGGUCUUUUAACUGAUAUCUUUGUUUAUCUAGGUUACGGCUUUAUAAAACUAAGCAAGAUCUGUCUUUUAGUGAAUCUGUGUUCAACCAUCUUUGGUUUAUAGAUUCAUGGAUUCAGUGGCCCUGUCAAUUCAAAACAAGCAUGACUGUGGAGGUGAUUUUAUCCCUGGUGAAGCUUGCCUCUCUGCUGUAAAAAAACAACUGAAAGAUAGUGGUCAUUUAAAAGAUGAUCGAUUCCAGUAUAAUGCCGAUGGUAUCAUCAAGUUGAUCAACGUCAGAAACCUGGAAUUAUUGUUAGUUGAAACUUCCGGCUCCUAUGCAAAGAUAGACAAAGCCAAAUCGAACUUUGACCAUCACAAAGGGACUUUUGGUACACUAGCUAUGCUAAAAACAAUUGCUGAUGAGUAUAACCAUGCCGAGAAUGGUAGUCUUCAAGUAAAUAAAAAAGGAUAUACUUCUUCAGAAAUUACUUUAGGACUCGAAGAUGUACGUUGUUUACGUUAUAUUCAAAGACAAACUUGAGGGUAAUAUUAAAAUACGAUCAGCGCAAAAGCUUAUCGUUAUAGAUUACAUUAUAAACAAGGUAUGAUUAAUCCUAUCAAUUGUAUUAAUGAUAAUAUUCGACACACUUCACGUCUUCAACAACUACAUCGAGUUUGUCAA